Molecule: messenger RNA, 1365 nt
Organism: Pseudoliparis swirei
Lineage: Eukaryota; Metazoa; Chordata; Actinopteri; Perciformes; Liparidae
Product: excitatory amino acid transporter 3-like
Exons: 11
Coding region: 1-1365 (454 amino acids)
Biological process (GO): L-glutamate transmembrane transport
Cellular component (GO): plasma membrane
Molecular function (GO): glutamate:sodium symporter activity; L-glutamate transmembrane transporter activity; neutral L-amino acid transmembrane transporter activity
Source: RefSeq, a predicted model, not a curated record
AUGAGCCAAGGGCCGAAGCAGCUUCAGAGGCUUCAGGGGCCGAAGCAGCUUCAGGGGCCGAAGCAGCUUCAGAGGCUUCAGAGGCCGAGGCAGCUUCAGAGGCUUCGGGGGCCGAAGCAGCUUCAGCCCUGCGACAAGCUCAGUGCUCUUAAAGAGGCCGAGCGCACCACAUUGGGCUUCUGCAUGAAGACGUUCCGCCCGUACUCAGAAGAGAGCCACUACUACCUCCGCCUACCAGGAGAGCUGCUGAUGGCGAGCCUUAAGACUGUCUCUCUUCCUCUUAUGGUGACGAGUGUCAUUUUAGGAACAGUAAACCUGAGAGCGCCCAUGAAGAUCGCUCUGCGUGCGGCCUUCAUCUUUGUCCUCACGACAGUUGUCGCUGUGCUGAUAGGGUUGAUGCUGGUUCUGGUGAUCAAGCCUGGGGCGGCUUACACCGAGGACCAAGACGAUCAGCAGGCGGAGGUAGAGUUCACCUUCAGGGACUUCUUCAUGGAUCUCAAUGACACUGUUGUGCAACUGGAGGGUCACUAUGUGGACGGCACCAACACGCUGGGCCUGAUCGUGUCCGCCCUUUUGACUGGAGUGGCCCUGAAGAGCAUGGGGGAAAGUGGCCAGGUCAUCGUGGACCACAUGAAGACCGUCAACGUGCUGUGCAAAGAAGUGGUCAAAUUAAUCAAGUGGUUCUGGCCAUUUGGAUUGAGCUCCAUAAUUGCCAGCAAUAUCUUUGCGGUGUACGAUCUGGAGACCAUCCAUAAACUGGGAGAGUUUGUGUUGGUGGUUUUUGUCGGACUCCUCAUCCACGGGUGCGUCGCUCUCCCGGCCUUGUACUGCCUCCUGGUGAGAUGCAACCCGUGGCAUUGCAUCAAGGGCGUUCACCUUGCCUUAUUGACUGCUCUGAUGAGCUCCUCCAGCUCGGCCACGGCGCCCGUCACUCUGCGAUGCUGUGAGGAGGGAAACGACGUGGACCCGCGAGUCGCCCGCUUCUUGUUGCCCAUCGCGACCACCGUCAACAAGGACGGGUCGGCCCUUUACGACGUGGUCGCCGUCGUGUUCCUCGCCCAGCUCAGCGGCAUCGAACUGAGCUUGAGCAGGAUCAUUGAAAUCAGCCUCAGCGCAGCAGGGGUCCCGGCGACGGGAGCCGUGGCGACGGGAGCCGUGACCACGCUCUUCGUUCUGGAGGUGGCGGGCUUACCCACGGAGAACGCCUCCAUCUUGUUCGCCGUGGAAUGGAUCCUAGACCGCCUCAACACGGUCGUUAAUGUCUGGUCGGACUGCGUCUGCGUGAAAAUUGUCGCCGCCCUGUCCAAAAGGGAACUGGAGGACGAACAGCAAGGAGAGCAGGUGGCGAGAGCAGACGCCGAGUGA